Parastagonospora nodorum SN15 is the source of this 303-nucleotide messenger RNA. RefSeq lists its product as hypothetical. The record is from RefSeq and is a predicted model, not a curated record. The transcript has a single exon. The coding region runs from base 1 to 303 and encodes 100 amino acids. Lineage: Eukaryota; Fungi; Ascomycota; Dothideomycetes; Pleosporales; Phaeosphaeriaceae.
AUGGCACGCCCGAUUGUGUUUGGCUGUCGGCUCUCCUUGGACCGUCCGCCCGUCACACGGUACGAGAGAACGCAAGUCUUCUACCAAGGCCUCAUGCUCAUGCUGCGCAAGAGUGGACACAAGUCUACCCCUGGCUUCUUCUUCACCCCGCUAAUUCUCCUUGUCUACGAAGAGCUUCGAUCCCCUAACGACUGGAUGCACCUGGAAUUCUGGCUCAUGGAGGACGGACUCAAGAAUCUUUCGUCUCUGGAGCAACAAACUGUCAAGAUCAUCCAAGACGAUGUCUUUUCUGAGUUGGCUUGA